This is a messenger RNA of Abrus precatorius (Indian licorice), 600 nucleotides long. RefSeq lists its product as uncharacterized. The transcript is spliced from 3 exons. The record is from RefSeq and is a predicted model, not a curated record. NCBI's taxonomy places the organism in Eukaryota, Viridiplantae, Streptophyta, Magnoliopsida, Fabales, Fabaceae. Bases 60 to 584 code for a protein of 174 amino acids.
UAAUAUAAAUUUUUAGGACAAAAUUUUACUUAGGUGCUCUCCAACAAAGUAGAGGGAAAAUGGAUAAAACUAUCACUAAACUGGGAAGCUUUUGGAUCUCCAAGAAAGCCAAGGAAGAGAUUUCCCACAUAAGUGAUGACCUAUCAUCUUUCUCAAAUACUGUUGAAGAGAAGGCAAAACUUUUGAUCAACAAACUGAAAGGUAAAUCCCAGAAAGCCUUAACAGAUCUCCUUAGAGAGCACAACCUUCCUCCCGGUUUGUUCCCCCGCAGCAUAACAUGCUACGAGUUUGAUGAAUCAAAAGGAAAGUUGGUGGUGUUCUUGUCCUCACCCUGUGAGGUUUGCUUCAAGGACUCAUCCGUUGUGAGAUAUGCAAAUCGUGUCAAAGGGACGUUGUCAAAGGGGAAGCUCACUGUCAUAGAUGGAAUGAAGACUAAGGUUUUAGUGUGGGUCAAGGUCACCAGUGUUUUUGUUGAGACUUACAAAUCUGAUAAAGUAUGGUUCACUACCACAGGUGUUAAGAAAUCAAGACCCAAAGACGCUUAUGAAAUGCCACGUGAAGCAAUUAAGGUAGAAGAAUUUUGAGACACUUUAUGUUGUA